Molecule: messenger RNA, 816 nt
Organism: Coprinopsis cinerea okayama7#130
Lineage: Eukaryota; Fungi; Basidiomycota; Agaricomycetes; Agaricales; Psathyrellaceae
Exons: 2
Coding region: 1-816 (271 amino acids)
Molecular function (GO): protein-N-terminal-alanine acetyltransferase activity; protein N-terminal-serine acetyltransferase activity
Source: RefSeq, a predicted model, not a curated record
AUGAGCGAUCCCGAACCUUACGACGUCAAUUUCUGCUUUCCUGUCCCAUCCGUCCUCGAGAACGAGCGCGUCAAACUGGUCCCUUUCAUUCCAUCCAUCCAUACCUCCGCCUUCUUCCCCUCUUUCCAACAAUACCCUCAGCUAACCAAGUACUUUAUCCACGGACCCCUCCUCACCCUCGCCGUCUUCGAGGAAUGGGUCGAAUCCGAAAGGAGAGACCCGACGAAGCUCUUGUUCGCAGUCUUCGACAAGACUCGGAGGUCUCCCAUGCCUCAUGAAGUGCAGGGCCAAAGGUUACUCGGAGACGACUCCACUGCUAGUAGAGGGUCGGACGGAGCACCCGCAGGAACCAUAGGCCUCCUCUCCGCCUCCCCCCAAAACCUCAGCGUCGAAAUUGGACGAGUCAAAAUCUUCCCUCCCUACCAACGCACACACGUCGCUUCGAACGCCGUAGGCCUCCUCCUCCAAUACACUCUCAAUACCCCCAUUCCACCCACUGGUAUGAACGGGGAGGCCCACUCUUGUGGGAUCAGUGGCUUAGGCCUCCGCCGCGUAACGUGGGUCUCGCAUCCGCUGAACGAGCCGAGUAUCCGCCUUGCGCGACGCUUGGGCUUCAAACUGGAAGCAACGCUCAGGUGGGAUCGGGCACUUCCGCCUGGGAAGGAGGAUGCUUCGAAUGGCCAUGGUAUCCGUUGUGGAGACCCGAAACGUGAUUGGACGGGCUGGGAUACGGUUCUGCUCUCGAUCUGUUGGGACGAUUGGGAGUUGGAUGGAGGGAGGGAGAGGGUAGAGGAGGACAUGCGCCGUGUGAGAUAG